AUGAAGGUCAGUCAGCUUCUCUUGCGCUUUGCGCUAGCAUUGCUGGGAAGCAAUGCCGUUGCAGCGCGGGCCUUGGGCGGGAAACCGACAGACUUCAUCAUUAACGAGGAACGUGCCCUUCAAGAUAUUGUUACCUGGGACGAGCACUCCCUCUUCGUCCACGGGAAACGUGUAAACUUCUGGGGUGGGGAAUUCCACCCUUUUCGACUGCCGGUUCCAAGCCUCUGGCUCGAUGUCUUUCAGAAGAUCAGGGCGAUGGGGUACAAUGGCGUGAGCUUCUACUCUGCGUGGGUUUUGCACGAGCCGAAGCCCGGACACUUCAGUGCGGAAGGAUUGUUCGACUGGGAACCGUACUUUGAAGCGGCAAAAAAGGCGGGGAUUUAUCUCGUCGCUCGUCCCGGACCGUACAUCAACGCGGAAGUCCACGGUGGGGGUUUCCCAGGGUGGCUCCAGAGGAUCUCAGGGAACCUGCGCACGCCCGACGCAGACUACCAGGCCGCUUCCAAGCAUUACAUCGAGUCCAUCACUCCGAUCCUAGCAAAAGCGCAAAUCACCAAUGGAGGCCCCAUUGUCCUCUUCCAGCCGGAAAACGAGUACUCCAUGGGCAUGAACAACGUCACCUUCCCCGACGCCUCCUACAUGAACGGCCUUAUGAAGCAGUUCCGUGAUCUCGGUAUCGUGGUUCCAUUCAUCAACAACGUGGCGUGGCCCAGCGGCAUCAAUGCCCCCGGCACAGACGCACCAGUCGACAUCUACGGACAUAAUUCGUACCCGCUGGGGAUGGACUGUUCCGAUCCAAAGAAUUGGCUUGAUGGCGCGUUGCCGACGGAUUGGCGAAAGACACAUCUGGAGCAAAGCCCAAAUACACCGUACUUAUUGGUCGAGUACCAGGCCGGUGCGUAUCAGCCGUGGGGUGGUGAUGGGUUUGACAAGUGCGCUGAAUUCACGAAUGAGGAGUUCGAGAGGGUGUUUUACAAGAAUAACAUUGCUGUGGGGGCGACGAUCAGCAAUUUCUACAUGACUUUUGGUGGGACGAAUUGGGGUAAUCUCGGCCAUGCUGAUGGAUACACUUCGUAUGACUACGGGGCUGCUAUCACCGAGGAACGUCAAGUUCACCGCGAGAAGUACAGCGAGGCGAAGUUGAUCGCAAACUUUGUCGCUGCGUCUGGGGAUGCACUAGCAUCCGCGACACCUGGUUACAACAUAACGGGAGUAUACGCAGACAACGGAGCUGUCACCGUGACCCCGCUCAUUGGAGAGAAGACCAAGUUCUUCGUCGCACGCCAAACAAAGUACAACUCGCUGGACUCUGUAUCGUAUAAGCUCAGGUUGCCCACCAGCGCAGGCAAUAUCACCGUCCCCCAGCUCGGCGGAACACUUUCGCUGAAUGGCCGCGACUCGAAAAUCCACGUUACAGACUACCCGGUCGGAGACUAUAACCUCCUUUACUCUUCAGCUGAAGUCUUCACCUGGAAGAAGCACGGCUCUAGAACCACACUCGUCGUAUACGGCGGACCGAACGAGCAUCACGAGCUAGCGGUAUCUAAAACCAGCGGCGCCACUUCCGUCGAAGGCUCCGGCAUCAAGUUCUCCAACCGCAAUGGGAACACGAUCCUCAAUUGGGAGUCCUCGCCCAACCGACGGACUGUGCGAAUCAGCACUGAUCUGUACAUCAUCGUUCUGGAUCGAAACUCCGCAUACGACUACUGGACCGUGAGCACAGAUGAAGGCAGCUACUCUCACGAGCUCACGCCCUCAUCAGAGCUCAUCGUCAAAGCCGGUUACCUGCUUCGUACCGCAUCCAUUUCAGACGGCAAAAUCCAUCUCACCGGCGACAUCAAUGCGACCACGACUGUUGAAGUUGUAGCAGGAGCCCACGAAAAGAUCAAAGGUCUAACGUUCAAUUCUGCCGACGUCAAGGCCACACUCGAUCGAAACGGCUUCCUGAAGUCCAGCAUCGCCUUCACCGCCCCGAAGAUCAACCUCCCAGAUCUCUCCACCCUACCGUGGCACUCCAUCGACACCUUGCCGGAGCUUCUGCCAGACUAUGAUGAUUCAUCGUGGGUAGAUGCCGACCACACCAACACGAACAACACCUACUGGCCCCUAACAACCCCCACCGUCCUAUGGGGCGCCGAGUACGGUUUCCACGCCGGCUCGCUCCUCACGCGCGGCCACUUCACCGCCACAGGAAACGAAUCCGUCAUCCACCUUAACGUCUCUGGUGGUUCGGCCUUCGCUUUCUCCGCAUGGGUAAAUAACACGUUCCUCGGCUCCUGGGACGGCGCCGGCGACGUGAAGAUUGCGAACCUCACACUCAACGUCCCGAAACUGGUCACUGGGGAGAAGUACGUGUUGACGGUAUUGAGCGACCACAUGGGCCACAACGGAAACUGGUUCGUCGGGUACAACGAGAUGAAGACGCCGCGCGGGAUAAUCGGGUACUCGUUCCCCGGGCACACGCCUCCCAGCAGUAAUGGCACGUCGCGCGCACCCGACGGCUUAAAGUGGAAAAUCACUGGCAAUCUGGGCGGUGAAGACUUCCACGGCGGCCCGCGCGGGAGUUUGAACGAAGGCGCGCUGUGGAUCGAGAGAAACGGGUUUCAUCUCCCUUCCGCGCCGACAUCGUCUUGGAAGAAGAGCAUAGGACCUACCACCGUGCUGGAGACAGCAGGCGUAGCGUUUUACACUGCGAUAUUCGACCUGGAAAUUCCCUCAGACAUCGAUCUACCUCUGUCCUUCGCUUUCGAUGGCGACGCGUUUGACGGGAAAGGUAAGGGAUGGAGAGCCCAGUUGUGGGUAAACGGGUACCAAUUUGGGAAAUUCGCGAACGGAAUUGGCCCGCAGAGGAGGUUUCCAGUGCCGCAAGGGAUACUGAACUAUAGUGGGGAGAAUACCUUGGGUGUGAGUAUCUGGGCGCUUGAGGAGGGUGGUGCGAAGCCAGAGGGGUUCGAGAUUGUCGCGGGUAUGUCGGUUGAAAGUGGGUAUGGUGAGGUGAAGUUGAGCCCUAUGGAUGGGUGGGAGAAGAGAGAGGGGGUUUAUUGA
Didymosphaeria variabile is the source of this 3045-nucleotide messenger RNA. RefSeq lists its product as uncharacterized. The record is from RefSeq and is a predicted model, not a curated record. Gene Ontology annotation, biological process: carbohydrate metabolic process. Gene Ontology annotation, cellular component: vacuole. The transcript has 6 exons. Gene Ontology annotation, molecular function: beta-galactosidase activity. Lineage: Eukaryota; Fungi; Ascomycota; Dothideomycetes; Pleosporales; Didymosphaeriaceae. Bases 1 to 3045 code for a protein of 1014 amino acids.